Diorhabda sublineata is the source of this 2125-nucleotide messenger RNA. RefSeq names its product glutamate receptor ionotropic, delta-1-like. Gene Ontology annotation, cellular component: membrane. The coding region runs from base 1 to 1956 and encodes 651 amino acids. Gene Ontology annotation, molecular function: ligand-gated monoatomic ion channel activity. The record is from RefSeq and is a predicted model, not a curated record. The transcript has 10 exons. Lineage: Eukaryota; Metazoa; Arthropoda; Insecta; Coleoptera; Chrysomelidae.
AUGAGUAAGGGAAAAGAUCAACAAUAUAAAGACUACGAUGUUGUGAUGAAUAUGGCAUAUGUUAAAUUCAGGGAAAGCUGCACGAAAGACAACGGCUUCAACGUCAAACUGGUUAAAGAAAACUUGGAUAUAUUUCUAAACAAAAAUAUUUAUUCCUCGAUUCAUUCAUCAUUAAAAUAUUCAGAAAAAGCUUUAAAUCAGACUGAAUAUAAAACUGCUAUAGUGACGUAUUUAGGAACAAAUGUUAGUUAUGAUCAAAUGCUGCAAAAGGUGAACAAACUUGACCAAUUUAAAAGAAAAGCAGCUUGGUUAAUUAUUUCCAGCUGUUGUGUGCAAACAGAUGUUAUUAAUUAUUUACGACAAGGGAGUUUUGGUCUUGAUAUUGACAUAGUUGUUGCGUUUGUUCCACAUUUUCAUCAGAAAAAUAAUAAUUUUAAUUAUACCAGCUGGAAAUCGUUAUUCACCGAAGAAGAGGCGUUUUUACCAUUUGAUCGCAAUUCAAACAGAAGUAUAGAUUAUUGCUUUGAUCUAAAUGACAAUAGAAGUAAAACUAAUCAUGAAAGCUACUCUUUAUAUCAGAUAUAUAAAAUAAAAAGAAAUACUAAUACAUCUUUAGUUAUGCAUCCACUUGGAUUAUGGAACAUGGCUUCUUCUACGAAAAAACUUGUGCCAUUUUGGAAUUAUGAGAAGAGACGUAACUUUUAUAAAUUCCCAAUUAUAUUUGGAGCCGUGGACAAACAUUUAGAUGGAACUGUUCAGGAAUCUGAACUUGAUCCUACAACUACUCAUUUCGCAAAUUAUUUCUCGGAGUUUUUAAACUCAAGUAAAAUAUUCCUAGCAUACAAUAAAAUAGGUCGUGAAGAGAAUGGAGAAUGGACAGACCUUUUAGCAGCAAUUACUGACGAAGAAAUUGAUUUGAGUGUCGAAGGAGUUGCUAUUACUCUAGAAAAAUAUAGUGCCAUGUCAUUCAGCUCCACUAUUCUGAAAAAUACGAAAAAUGUUUAUAUAGAACCUGCAAAAUCCGAAGAAAUACGUAAUAUAUUUUUGGUACCUUUCGGUUCCAGAAUGAUGUUUUGUGUUAUUGCUACUGGCUUUAUAUUAUCCGUAACUAUUACAAUAAAUAAUUUUGUUGACUCUAGAUUCUGUUCAAAGGAUAUACAAAUAAAAAAUAGGAACUUGGCAGAUUCCAUGGUAUGGUGCAUUGGAAUUUUCUCUCAACAAGGAAGUAUAUGGAAGCCAAAUUCCAAUUCUCAAAAAGUUAUUGUUCUAAUAUCAUUAGUGCUUUCAUUGAUAAUUUACAAUUCCUAUUCAGCUUUCAUUACAUCUGUUCUAUCUGUAGAGCUGAGUAGUAUUCGUAGCGUAACAGAUUUAUUGAAAAGUGACUACACCAUUGGGUAUACCAAGGGCAGUGAAGAUGAAGAAUAUUUAAGGUCUGCUAAUAAUAGCGAAUUGAAGCAAAUAUAUUUAAGAGGUUAUCUUCAAACGGACAGUCACAAUAUUUCCGAAGGAAUAAUCAAAGUAAUUCAGAGUAAUUAUGGAUUAUUCGCCUCUGGCCAAGCUGCUAGAAUAGAAUUAUGGAAUAUGUCGAAAUGUAAAUGUAAAUUUGAUAUUGAUGAAAUCAAUAUACACUAUACAGUCCAAUAUUAUGGAAUUGUCAUGCCCAAAAGAUCUCCGUACAAAAAGUUGAUAAAUUUAAGUCUCAUUAAAAUGUACGAAACUGGCAUCUACAAAUAUAUCUAUUCUAUUAUUUAUCCGGAGCUACAAAAAUGCGUAAAAACCAAAACUUAUCAAAGUGCUAGGCUUGUUGACCUAUCUACAGCGUUCUUUUUUCUUGGAUUCGUAUGGUGCGCUAGCUUUUUAAUAAUGAUUGCAGAAAACUUAUGGAAUCAGAAGAGACUGAUAUAUCACAAUUUGAGAAGAAGAUUCAAUAGUGGUAUUGGUGUUAAUUUACCAUAAGUAGUCACUCAAAUAUUGUCAACAUAACAACUUUGGAUUGUCAACAUCGGUAUAGAAGGAGAUUACUUCGUCAUUGAUGGAAUGAACAAUUAUCCUAGUAAUGGAGUCUCUUGAAUCACUUUCGAUAAUAUAUCACUCAUGCACACAUUUAUAUUGAUUCAAUUAUAUU